UAAUUUCCUCGACGGUGGCAGGAAGGCCAACUGCCUCUUCGUCAAGGAAAUUAAAAAGAAAUUAAAAUUAAUUAAGAACUAAAACAUCUUACAAUCAACAUCCAGAAGGCUUAUAAAAACGUCAAACUAAUCUGCAUCGAAAAUCAGAAGGUCUAAAAAAUCAUUACAGCACCCAAAGGAAAUAUAGCCGUUGCCAGUUACACACCACAGUCCUCACCUGCCUCGCCAUUCAAGAGGGAAAAUGCUACUACCAGAGUUCUGAAAAGACUUACAUCAAAUUUACUUGGUAAAGUAAUUUUCUGAGCUCACUUUUUGAUGAAAUUAUAGAUUAUGAUUUUUUGUGGUGGGCAGGUCUGAUGGGUGAAGCAAAUUUGCGGUAUGCCAGAAAUGAGAAGCAAGAUGCCAUCAACCUCUGCAUGGCGGUCAUUCGGCAGGCUCCCAAUUAUGCUGAACCUUUCCAAGCAUUAAGCAUGUUUUAUAAAGAUCUUGGGGAUUACGAAAAGUCAUACCAAUUAUCUCUAAUAGCUGCAUAAUUGUCCCCUCAAGAUGCUGAGGAAAGGAUUCGUCGCUGUGAAUUGCUUGAAUCCAUGGCCGCGCAAAAGGAUUUGCUGAAAGCUUGUCUCACCAUGUUACGAUGUGUCCAACCAGAAAAUGAACAAAAAAGAAAUGAGUGGGUCGUGCUGGCUGUUAGAAUCGCUCGCAUGCAUCACGCAAGCGGACAACUGUAUUCUGCGCGUAGAGCUCUUAGCAAUGCCCUAGUCACCUGUUCCGCGAGUUUCACCAUGGAACAUUAUAAUCUUUUAUUGUAACUCCGAGUUUUGACGAAGCAUUAUCUCGAUGUGAUGAAAGUACUUACUAAACAUUGCGGCUUGGUGUUUAACAAUAAAAAAGUUGAUGCAAUUGACCUCGAAGAGGCAGAAACGAUGGAAUUGACACAGGAAUUACCACUGGACAUUCUCAGCAAGCUUUGUAUUGCACUAGUCUACUCCAAGAAACACGAUUUUGCCUUUCCCUUAAUUGAAACGUUUCUUGAAUAUGAUGUGGAAAGUUUUGGAGAUACAGUAUUUACCCUGACGUUGCCGAGGCCCCUGUGGAAAACGAAUUUCACCAACGAGCUAUGCCAUUGCUAGAAGCGCUAAUAAAAAGCCAAUCGUUUUGUUUGGCGGCGGAAUAAUGUCAACCAUUCAAUGUGAAAGCCAACCAAUUCAUAACCAAGCAAUCCUUCAAGCACUUGAUUAGCCCAUGGAAGCAGCCGGAAA
This is a messenger RNA of Daphnia magna, 1259 nucleotides long. RefSeq names its product general transcription factor 3C polypeptide 3. The transcript is spliced from 6 exons. Gene Ontology annotation, biological process: transcription by RNA polymerase III. NCBI's taxonomy places the organism in Eukaryota, Metazoa, Arthropoda, Branchiopoda, Diplostraca, Daphniidae. Gene Ontology annotation, cellular component: transcription factor TFIIIC complex. The record is from RefSeq and is a predicted model, not a curated record. Gene Ontology annotation, molecular function: protein binding.